CUUUCUUUAGGGCCAGCCCUUGUUUAUAAGCACUUGCAACCGAGGAAACAGAGCAACCCCAUCAUUUCAAAGCAAAAGCAAAAGAGAAAGAAAAGCAAAACAAAGCAGAGAGGUGAGCUGAGAGAGAAAGAUAAUAAAGAGAGGAAUUCAAGGAAGAAGAAGGGUUUUCUGUGCAACAUAGAGAGAGAGAGAAAGAGAAAGAGAAAGUGACCAUGCAGACAGGUGAACACCCUCAGCUCCAGCAACAGUUAAUGGUGCAGAACUCAUCAGGAAGUCUGAGCUUCAACAGCAAUUUAUCCAAAGAAGAUGAAGAGAUGUCAAGGUCAGCUCUCUCUAAUUUCAGGGCCAAGGAGGAAGAGAUUGAGAGGAAGAAGAUGGAGGUCAGAGAGAAAGUUCAAGCUCAGUUAGGCCGUGUUGAAGAAGAAACUAAGCGUUUGGCCACAAUUCGUGAGGAGCUUGAAGGGCUUGCUGAUCCCAUGAGAAAGGAAGUUGCUCUGGUCCGGAAGAAGAUCGAUGCAGUGAACAAAGAAUUAAAGCCACUAGGACAUACCUGCCAGAAGAAGGAGAAAGAAUACAAAGACGCACUAGAGGCUUUCAAUGAUAAGAACAAGGAAAAAGUACAGCUUAUAACCAAAUUAAUGGAGCUGGUGAGUGAAAGUGAGAGGUUGAGGUUGAAGAAGCUGGAAGAGUUGAGUAAGAACAUAGAUUCACUACAAUGAUAACCUGCUGCUAAUAACUGAUUAGGUUUGUGUGAUGUAUGUAAGAUGACUUUAUAUUUAUAUAUGGGUGUUUCCGGUUUGGUGUAUUCUACGGUAUCUUUGUUUGUUUCGUUAGAAUUUCAUCGAACACUUAGCUGAUUUAGGAAGGGAAAUUCCCUACAAACAGGUUUGUAACUAAGUUUAUCUGGAUUUAGCAUUUUCUUCUCAAUUUUUUUUUUCUUAUGUUCAACUUUGUAUUCUCUCUUUAAAGUUCUGGAAUUUGAUUUUUUGGUUUA
Molecule: messenger RNA, 994 nt
Organism: Quercus robur (English oak)
Lineage: Eukaryota; Viridiplantae; Streptophyta; Magnoliopsida; Fagales; Fagaceae
Product: protein MLP2-like
Exons: 4
Coding region: 213-719 (168 amino acids)
Source: RefSeq, a predicted model, not a curated record